AUCUGCUAUCACUCAAACCCAGUCCCCGAAAAAGAGGUAAAGGAAGAAUAUCUAUUCGGCCAAUUGACGCGUGAGCCUGAACAUGAACAUCCAAUCCACAGGCUUGUCUUGCUGGGGCGGAGAAGGGGGUCCGGGAGAAGCGACCCUUUCGAAUAGGGAACCAAAGAGCUGCCUAGAAAUGCGGAGAGGCGGGGAGAGGGGAGGAGCAAAGUAGCAGAGUGCUCACCCGAGCAGUCGCUGAAGAAGCACCAAUCAGUGAGCGAGAGGGGGACGGGUUUCGACUCACCGUCCAAUAAACUUGGAUAAUUGGACUUACGGUCAGGAGUAGGAGGGGUAGACUCCCCACCUCUAUCCCGGUUGACGCGUCGGACCCGGGUUCUCUGGGAUGGGGAGGGGGAGAGAGGUGGUGAAGCGCUUGCGCAGUGGUAGCGGGGAGGAGCUGGGCCAAGCAGCGGGCGAGGAAAGCUGUGAGCCACUAGCCGGGCGGACUGCUGCGCGCACGAUGGGGGAGAAGGCAGGGACCAGGGUCUUCAAGAAGUCAAGUCCUAACUGCAAGCUAACAGUAUACUUGGGCAAGAGGGACUUUGUGGAUCACCUGGAUCGAGUGGAUCCUGUGGAUGGAGUGGUGCUAGUGGACCCAGACUAUCUGAAGGACAGAAAAGUAUAUGUGACAUUGACUUGUGCCUUCCGAUAUGGUCGUGAAGACCUGGAUGUUUUGGGCCUGUCAUUCCGAAAGGACCUGUUUGCAGCCACAUACCAAGCUUUUCCCCCCAUCCCUGACCCUCCCCGACCCACUACACGCCUUCAGGAAAGACUGCUGAGGAAGCUGGGCCAGCAUGCUCACCCCUUCUCCUUCACAAUUCCACAGAACCUGCCCUGUUCUGUUACACUGCAACCUGGACCUGAGGACACAGGGAAGGCCUGUGGGGUAGACUUUGAGAUUCGAGCCUUCUGUGCCAAAGCAUUGGAAGAGAAAAUCCACAAGAGGAAUUCAGUGCGGCUGGUAAUUAGGAAGGUACAGUUUGCCCCAGAGAUACCAGGUCCCCAACCUACUGCUGAAACUGCCCGACACUUCCUCAUGUCUGACCGAUCCUUGCACCUUGAGGCCUCAUUGGACAAAGAGCUAUAUUACCAUGGGGAGCCACUUAAUGUUAAUGUCCAUGUCACCAACAACUCCACCAAGACCGUCAAGAAGAUCAAAGUCUCUGUGAGACAAUAUGCUGAUAUCUGCCUCUUCAGUACUGCCCAAUAUAAAUGUCCAGUGGCUCAGAUAGAACAAGAUGACCAGGUGUCUCCCAGUUCCACAUUCUGUAAAGUGUAUAAUCUAACCCCACUGCUCAGUGAAAAUAGGGAGAAACGAGGACUUGCCUUGGAUGGGAAGCUCAAACAUGAAGAUACCAAUCUGGCCUCCAGUACUAUAGUGAAGGAAGGCGCCAACAAAGAGGUACUGGGCAUCCUUGUGUCCUAUCGGGUCAAAGUGAAGUUGGUUGUGUCUCGGGGAGGGGAUGUUUCCGUGGAGCUCCCUUUUGUCCUAAUGCACCCCAAGCCUCAUGACCACGUCACCCACUCCAAACCUCAGUCAGCUGCUCCUGAGAUAAAUGAUCCAGUAGAUACCAAUCUCAUCGAAUUUGAGACCAACAAUGGCACAGAUGAUGACAUUGUGUUUGAGGACUUCGCCAGGCUUCGACUCAAAGGAAUGAAGGAUGAAGACUAUGACGACCAAUUCUGCUAGGGAGGGAGAGUGGAAAAGGAGAGAAGAGAUGCUGGGGGAGAUAAGAGCAGGACCAAGCUCCCUAUUCUAAUUGGGGUUCCAUAUGUCCCUUCCAGGCUUAAAAGCACUAUACACAAUUUUUGAUUGAAGCUGGGCAUUAAUUUUAAGCUGAAAUUGCCCCCCCCCCCAUAGCAGCAGACUGUUUAUACCUGAAUUAUUGGGGGUUUGGGGGGUUUUUUUUGAGGGAUAGUGGGAAGAAAGAGAACCCUCACCCCACACACAUAUACCUGUCACUGCCUCUACAGAACCCCCCUGGGAGGUAGGGGAGUUGCUAUGGAUCUAAGCAAAAAGAAUAAUUUUUUUAAGCUGAAA
Monodelphis domestica (gray short-tailed opossum) is the source of this 2083-nucleotide messenger RNA. It is a transcript of the gene ARRB2, whose product is annotated as arrestin beta 2. Lineage: Eukaryota; Metazoa; Chordata; Mammalia; Didelphimorphia; Didelphidae. Gene Ontology annotation, molecular function: angiotensin receptor binding. The record is from RefSeq and is a predicted model, not a curated record. Gene Ontology annotation, biological process: signal transduction; G protein-coupled receptor internalization; positive regulation of ERK1 and ERK2 cascade. Gene Ontology annotation, cellular component: cytoplasm.